CUAGUGGUUUGAAGCACACAAAGAGGGUAACAGCUUUGAGUGUUUGGCUGAAGUCAACUCUCUCUAGGCCUAACAACAAAAACAGCUAAGAAAUGAAUGUGAACCACUUUUGAAUUAUCUUGAGCUGAAUACUGACCAUCGGACUGAAAACACUAGACCAUUAUUUAAUACCCUAAAAGGCAACAUAAUGAAGAUGGAACCGGAUUAAAGAAAGUCAAGUCAGCAUUGAGGCCUGAGGAAGAGCAUUUUCUACUUGAAAGGCAAUUUAUCUUUAGCUGAACAUGACAGACUAUGAAGUGUCUGUUCAGCAACUCAAUGAUCUGUUGACAGAUGAAAAUGGAGACUUCUGUAUGCCCUCCAAACAUUUCAAUGAAGUUUACCCCGGGAUACUCCUAGGAAAUGAGUAAGUCCUCCCAUAGCCUCCAGAUAUGUUUGAUUCUGCUGGUGUUGCAAGUUUGAUCCUCAAUGCUGCAGAAGGCCAAUCGGACAUGCAUGUGAAUACGGAUGCAGAGUUCUAUGCGGAUACACAGAUCAUCUAUCAUGGGAUACCAGCCUUUGACACUGACCAUUUUGACCUCAGCGUAUAUUUUGAAGAGGCUUCUAAUUUCAUUGGAAGAGCUUUGGCAAUGAAAGGUCUGAAGGGUCUUGGUAAAGUGUAUGUACACUGUCAGAAAGGCUACAGUCGCUCGGCUGCGCUAGUUAUCGCACACCUGAUGCUGCAGCACAGGAUGGAUGUACGAGCCGCUGUGGCCACAGUGAGAGAGAAACGGGAGAUCGGGCCCAAUGAUGGAUUCCUGCGCCAGCUCUGCCAGCUAAAUGACAGGCUGGAAGGAGAAGGAAUGCUGUGUGUUGAUAAUAGCCUACCUAAAUAUAAAAAUAUAAAAUGAUUAGUAGCUAAAUAAAUGUUUGACAUUUUCAGUUAAUGUGUUUUUAUCAUCUAAAUUGUAGCAGCUGGCAAGUCAAUGCUUGUCUUUAGUAGGCCUAUCUUCUGCCCUCUAGUGGUACUGGUGAUCGUAGUAUAUGCAGUACAAAGUGUCAAGCAUAUAUGCCCUUCUCUAGCUCUCUCUAUAUAAAUAUAGUUGCUCUAACACAUAUAUAUAUAUAUUCCUGGUAUGUAUUUGCUAUAAAAUCUAACCAGUCUUUCUUGGUACAGCAAUUUAUUUUGUGCGGUGAUAUCAAGUCCUUUAUGAGUAGCCAAUGAUAACACAUAAUCAAACACAAGAGGUCUUCACAACAGACAACAAUCAUUUAUUAAACAUUUUUUUUAAAGUGAAAAGUAGCACACAUACCUGAGUUACUUUUACACCCCUCCCACAUGUUUUGCUUUUUUAUGAUUGGUAUUGAACACAUACAUAUAUUUUGAUUGUAUACCUGCAAACAGGACAUUUUUUAUUAAUCAUUUCUGCUUGGUUCCUGUAUGUGAAAAUAUGAUCUGAAUUGUUAAAUUAGUUACUACAUGCAAAUAAUUUGCUCAAAGCAAAUAUCUUGAAUAUAUAUAUACAUAUUGACCAAGCCGCAGUCCAAUGAUGGUCAAGCGGUUUGGGAAUCAGUUAAAAUUGUUGAAUUUUUCUUCAAAUAAAGUUGAAAUAUAAAAAAGAACAAAAAA
Messenger RNA from Cyprinus carpio (common carp), 1606 nucleotides. It is a transcript of the gene dusp3b, whose product is annotated as dual specificity protein phosphatase 3-like. Gene Ontology annotation, cellular component: cytoplasm. Gene Ontology annotation, biological process: protein dephosphorylation; negative regulation of MAPK cascade. Gene Ontology annotation, molecular function: protein tyrosine/serine/threonine phosphatase activity; MAP kinase phosphatase activity. Lineage: Eukaryota; Metazoa; Chordata; Actinopteri; Cypriniformes; Cyprinidae. The record is from RefSeq and is a predicted model, not a curated record. The transcript is spliced from 3 exons.